UAGUAGUGUUGGCAAAUAAGGGACCAUAUGCUAUAUUUGUGGUUGCAAACUAUCCAUGUUUUUGAAUGCUUACUUUUUUCUUUCCCUUUAGCUAAAUCCACUUAUUCCAACCCCACUCGCCCCUCUCUCUCUGUUUGUACUCUGCUGCAAAGAAACGAUAAAAUAUGGAUAUGGUCAAAGUUGGUCCAGCGAAAGCACAAGGAUAUUGUGGAAACUUUUGGGACGAAAAGGGGCGAGGAGAAUUAGCCCAGCUUUUUGUUGCAUGCGAUGGUAUCGGAGUUUCUUCACUGCAGUUCUUGUUCUACGAGAAUAGCACAUUAGUGUUGUCAGACAAACAUGGUAGUGACGAUUGUAAUAAGUUCAAUGCAAUUGUCUUGGAUUAUCCGUCAGAGUUUCUUACUUCGAUCAGUGGUCAAUUCGUCAGUGGUCAAUUCGUCAAUGGUCAAUCCGGGUUGAUGACCAGAUUUAGUUAUUUGAAAACAAUAUCAUUUUACACCAACAAGGGUUCCUAUGGACCAUUUGGGAGUACUGCAACUGAUGGCAGCGACUUCUUCAACUUUGAGAUAGGAAAUUAUCGUUCUUUUUGUGGUUUUCACGGCACCGCACAUGGGUAUGGCAUUGGGAGUAUUGGAGUCUAUAUGAAGCCCAUCACAACCUCCAUGAUUCAUUUUAGAAAUCCUCUAGUAAAGGUUGAAAGUGAAGAAGAUCAAGAGGAGGUGUAACUCAAGCUGCAUCCCUCUUUUACAAAUUUCUGAAUGAUACAGGUCGUAUUAGUUUUCUCUAUUGCUUAUGGUUGUUUCUACUUUUCAUAUCAAUUUCAGUUGGUGUUACUUGUUAUGUGAGAAUAGUUUUCCUACUCUAAAAAUGAAUAUAAAGAAGAUGGCUAACGCCCUAUCCUCUA
This is a messenger RNA of Lycium barbarum (goji berry), 901 nucleotides long. RefSeq names its product inactive protein RESTRICTED TEV MOVEMENT 1-like. The transcript is spliced from 2 exons. Lineage: Eukaryota; Viridiplantae; Streptophyta; Magnoliopsida; Solanales; Solanaceae. The record is from RefSeq and is a predicted model, not a curated record. The coding region runs from base 165 to 722 and encodes 185 amino acids.